UGGCUCCAUUUUUGAAUCCCGGGUAGCUUUUGUGAGGUGUGUGACAGCUGUCUCCCGUCCGCGUCACCUGUUUUGGCGGCAGGCCCCUCCGGAGGACCCCCGCGUGCGCGCGAGGCUGGAGAUGGAGCCUGUGACCUUUGAGGAUGUAGCUGUGAACUUCACCUCAGGAGAGUGGGCUUUGCUGGAUUCCAGUCAAAAGAAGCUCUACAGGGAUGUGAUGAAGGAAACAUUUUUUAACCUGAUCUCCAUAGAGAAAACACAAGAAGAAAAUGUUGAAGAGGACUACCAAAAUCUCAGGAGAAAUCUGGGAACUCAAGUGGUUGAGGAAGACGAUGAAUAUGUACGUGAUAGUCAGAGUGAAAAACCCCAGCUACAGACCCCAGAGCGUAUUGGUAAUGAGGACAUGCCCCCUGCAGUGCCAUUCUGUGAGAGUAGUCUGUGUGUCAGGAACAUUGGAAAUUCACCCUCAGAUGUGCACCUCAGUGAUCAAACUAAAGAGAAACCGUUUGAGUGUGAGGAGCCUGUGGAGGCUUUUAAACAUGAGAAAUGUUGGGAAGAGAUGGGUCAUUCCAAGUCCUUUCAGUUGCCUGAAAGUUCUAGAGAGCGAUCGUGUGAAAAUCAGCCAUGUAAUGCAGCUCCUGAGAGCCUUCACUGUGAUCAGCAUCAUGAGGGGGCUCACACUGGAAACAAACACAGCGAGAACACCCUUAUGGGUGACCAGACAGAUGAAAGAAGCCAUACUGAAGUAAAACCAUUUGUGUGUAAGCAGUGUGGAGAAGCCUUUGUUAAUUCCACUCACCUUAUCAGCCAUGAACGAAUUCAUAUUGUGGAAAAGUGUUAUAUUUGCAAACAAUGUGGAAAAACAUUCAGAUAUUUGUCAUGCUUUCAAAAACACGAAAGAAUUCACAGUGGAGAGAGGCCUUAUGUGUGUGAGCUAUGUGGGAAAGGAUUUAUUCAGUUGAAAUACCUUCUCAUGCACCAAAGAAUUCACAGUGGAGAGAAAUCUUACCAAUGUAAACAUUGUGAAAAAGUCUUCACUAUUUCCAGCACCCACAAUGUUCAUGAAAAAAUUCACAGUGGGGAGAAGCCAUAUUCAUGCAUGCACUGUGGAAAAGCUUUCACCAGUCCCAAUGACUAUAGGAGUCGUGAUAGAAUUCACCCUGGAGAGAAUCCCUUCGUAUGUAAAAAAUGUGGGAAAGCAUUCAAACGUUUGGGUCAUUUUAUGAAUCAUGAAAGAAUUCACACUGGGGAGAAGCCUUAUGCAUGUAAACAUUGUGGGAAAGCCUUCACCAGUUCCAGUGACCGUAACAGUCAUGAAAGAAUACACACUGGAGAGAAACCUUUUGUAUGUAAAACAUGUGGGAAAGCCUUCAGUCGCUCCGAUUAUCUUAUCAACCAUAGAAGGAUCCACACUGGGGAGAAGCCUUAUACGUGUAAGUACUGUGGAAAAGCCUUCGCCACUUCCAGCGACAGAAACAGUCACGAAAGGAUUCACACUGGUGAGAGAUCCUUUCUCUGUAAAAAAUGUGGGAAAGUAUUCAUUCUCUCUGGUGAUCUGAUCAAGCAUGAGAGAAUUCACACGGGAGAGAAGCCCUAUGCGUGCAAACAUUGUGGAAAGGCUUUCACCACCUCAAGUGCCCGGAACAGUCAUGAAAGAAUUCACACUGGAGAGAAGCCUUAUACAUGUAAGCACUGUACUAAGACUUUUACCACAUCCAGUACCCGCAACAGUCACGAGAAAACGCACACUGCAGAGAAGCAUUUUGCGUGUAACCUUUGUGGAAAAAUCUUCAACAGCCAGAGUUCCUAUUACACUCAUCGAAAAAUUCACUCUAUGAAAGAGAAACUUUAUGUGUGUAAACACUGUGGGAAAGAAUUUACUUACUGUGGUAAUUUCCUCAAGCACGAAAGAAUUCACACCAUAGAAACCUUGUCUGUGUGAGCAGUAUGUGAAAGCGUUUUUUGUGUCCUACAUCUUUAGAGACCCGUAUUAAGUCUCAUAGUGAAAGACUUGGAAAGCUGUCAACUGUGUGACACUGUGUGGUCGACUUGCCUUCAUUGGGAGGUAUCACCAAGAGUUUGGAUGGGCCGUGAGAUCGCUCAGCAGUAACAGUUCUUUUGGAUGGCUUGAUCUCAGUUGUAACCCUGGAACUCACAUGGUGGAGAUGGCGAACCAAUUCCCAAAAGUUGCCUUCCGAGUCCCACGUACACAACACUGAAUGUAUGUGUAUGCACACAAAGUAAAGAGAUGUCACCAUAAAAGAAGAAAAAAAAUGAAAAUUUUGAAGUGGAAAUAAACAUGAUCAGCAAAAGUGUAAUUUUAGCCCCAAUAUAUAAGCAUGUUUUUGUGUUUCUUCUGCUGUGUUUUAAAGGUCUCUUUCUUCUCAUAGAAGCCAUUCAAUGUGGUGACUCAUUUAUAAUCCCAGUUUGUUGGAAGCUGAGGCAAAAUGACUGCCUCAAGUUGAGUUGAUCCUUGGCUAGGGUGAGACCAUGUCUUUCAAAAAGAAGCAAGCCAGUAGUGGUAGCUUACUGCUCAAGCUAAGACAUCAUGUGCUGUUUUGAACUGUAUGGAGAUUGAUUACCUUUGUCUGUUCUUAUCUUAAUGGGAAUACUUUGAGUUUUUUUUUUCACUUAACAUAAAAUCAUCUAUAAUUUUUUAUAUAGCCUUUAUCAAAUUGUUUCUAUCCUUUAUCUUUCAAAGGUUUUUGUCAUGAAGGGAAAUUGAACUUUCUUUAAAAGUUUUUUUUUUAAACUUUCUUUAAAUGUUUUUUAUUGCCUCGAUUGUGUAGUCUCUGUUCCUGAAACUAUUUAAUAAAUUUAUUUUACUCAUUAUUGUACAAAGAAACAUCUCUGCAUGCCUAGAAUAAAACUAACUUGAACAAGG
Meriones unguiculatus (Mongolian gerbil) is the source of this 2884-nucleotide messenger RNA. RefSeq names its product zinc finger protein 345-like. Bases 122 to 1942 code for a protein of 606 amino acids. Gene Ontology annotation, molecular function: DNA-binding transcription repressor activity, RNA polymerase II-specific. Gene Ontology annotation, biological process: negative regulation of transcription by RNA polymerase II. NCBI's taxonomy places the organism in Eukaryota, Metazoa, Chordata, Mammalia, Rodentia, Muridae. The transcript is spliced from 4 exons. The record is from RefSeq and is a predicted model, not a curated record.